AUGUCUCAAGCACCACACUUUACAGUCAAACGCUCUGCAGGCCUACACCAUGGAUCCCUACGACAGCGACUUUCGACUCUGUCAACGCUCGCAAUGGCCUUUGCCAUUCUGAAUACGUGGAUUGCUCUUGCGGGGUCUAUCGGACUUAUUCUGCCGUCAGGUGGCUCUGUCGCCUUUCUUUACGGCUUUCUCCUCUGCCUCGUAUGCAGCUUUUGUGUGGCUGCUAGCCUGGGCGAGUUGGCUGCCAUCUGGCCGACGGCCGGCGGUCAGUAUCAUUAUGUUUUUGCAUUGUGUACAGAAAAAUGGCGUAAGCCAGUGAGCUUCUUUGUCGGUUGGACAAAUAUCGCUGGCUGGUUGAUAGUGGUCACUGUACAAGGAUAUUUUGCUGGUAAAUUCAUUUUUCACACUUUUUACGCGCAAGAUCUAAUAUCGGUAGCACAAUUCAUCUCUGCCGCCAUCGUCGUCGCCUCAAACGACUCGUACCAGAUAACGGCCGCGCGCACAUACGGCAUUUUCUUGGCCGUUUUGACAGCCACUACAGCAAUCAAUAUAUGGGGAAACAAUAUUCUGGGGAGGUGGAAUACAGGAGCUUUGUACUGGUCUGUCCUUGGUGUCGUGGUCACCAGCAUCGUCCUCUUGGCCAAGUCUGCCAAGACUGAUGCCAAAUACGUCUUUACCGAUUUCAAGAAUGAAACCAAUUGGCCCGAUGGAGUGGCUUGGAUUCUCGGUCUUGUUCAGUCGGCGCUCUCCCUCACCGCAUAUGACGUGGUGUUGCACAUGACCGAGGAGAUGCCGAACCCGAGAAGAGACGCGCCGCGAGCGUUGAUAUAUGCUAUUGCCGUAGGCGGACUGACGGGUUUUCUGUUUAUUCUAGUCAUCCUCUUCUGCUUGACAGAUCCCACCAGCGUACUAACAGCUCCCGGCAACAUGCCUAUAGUAGCCAUGGUUCUCCGAGCUACCCAAAGUCGGGCCGCCGCUUGCAUUAUCAGCUUGAUGAUCAGCGUGUGCUUCAUCAACGGCUCAAGUGCAAGCAUUACCAGCGUCAGUCGGCUUCUGUUCGCCAUGGCACGCGAUCGCGGCAUUAUAUUCCAUGACUUUUUCGCUCACAUUACGCCGCACCUCAACGUUCCCCUUCAGCCAAUCCUUCUUUGCUACGGCUUCAACGUCUGUUUUGGACUUUUAUACUUGGGCCCAAGAGUUGCGUUUAGUGCCUACGUAGCGUCUCUCGUCAUUCUGCUCAACUUGUCAUAUGCAGCUCCCACCAUCAUCGUCUUGAUUCGAGGUCGCCAACUGCUGAGUACAGCUCGGUCGACGAAGGAUUUUCAUUUGUCGCAGAGUCUCGGCAUAGUCGUGAAUUACGUCUCAGUGCUAUUCCUCACAGUUACAUCAAUUAAGACGGCAGACUACGUGUGCGUGGUGCUGGGAAUAUUCGCAGUUAUAGUGUCACUGUUCUGGCUCAAGUGCCGCAGCACGUUCCUUGGACCAAACCUCGACAUGAUAGCAAACCAUGGCCGAAAUGCAGGGUCUCUGCAAGUUGAAAAAGUCACGACCACCAGACCAAACCUGGAAACGCUCGAGAACCGAACUUAA
Messenger RNA from Beauveria bassiana ARSEF 2860, 1590 nucleotides. Its product is annotated as choline transport protein. Gene Ontology annotation, biological process: transmembrane transport. The transcript has 7 exons. The coding region runs from base 1 to 1590 and encodes 529 amino acids. The record is from RefSeq and is a predicted model, not a curated record. Gene Ontology annotation, molecular function: transmembrane transporter activity. Gene Ontology annotation, cellular component: membrane. NCBI's taxonomy places the organism in Eukaryota, Fungi, Ascomycota, Sordariomycetes, Hypocreales, Cordycipitaceae.